Messenger RNA from Schistocerca gregaria, 897 nucleotides. RefSeq names its product carcinine transporter-like. Bases 1 to 897 code for a protein of 298 amino acids. Gene Ontology annotation, molecular function: transmembrane transporter activity. The record is from RefSeq and is a predicted model, not a curated record. The transcript has 6 exons. Gene Ontology annotation, cellular component: membrane. NCBI's taxonomy places the organism in Eukaryota, Metazoa, Arthropoda, Insecta, Orthoptera, Acrididae. Gene Ontology annotation, biological process: transmembrane transport.
AUGUCUUCCUACGGCACGCUCAUUGCCCUUACAGUACCUGAACACUGGUGCCACGUUCCAGGAAGAGAAGGUACCAAUUCAACAAUAGUAAUGUGGAAGAAAGUGACAAUACCAAGAUUUGGCCGGAGGAUACAGUUUCUUGUGAGCAUAGGCUUGAUGGCAGUAUCCCGAUCACUGCUAACUGUUUCGGCGUCAGUCUUCCCCCUGUACGUCGCUCUCUCAGCGGUGGCAGAGAGUCCAGGCUUGCCUAGCUCAGAAUCAGCUAUAGCCAUCGGAAUCGAACUUACUGGCAUCAAACAUCGCUCGCUCGUCAACUUUUUGGCACUUGCCUUUUACUGUUUGGGAAUAAUUUCUAUAGCGCUAGCAGCAUGGUUGUUACGAAACUGGAUUCAGUUUCUGUUGAUUUCAUCUGUCCCCUGCUUCAUUCCAUUGUUGCUACACAGGUAUUUACCAGAAUCUCCCAGAUGGCUGCUCGGUAAAGGGCGAUCAGAGGAAGCUCUCAAGGUCCUGGAGAGUGUAGCAGCAACAAAUGGAAAGCCCCUGCCUUGCGACACGUGGAUGAGGCUUGCUUACCUGUCUGAGCAGAGGACUCCACGUAUGGACAUCAGAAGCAUCGUUACAAACAGGAACCUCCUGAAAAAUACGGUUUUGUUGGUUAUUAGCAGGUCAGCGGGUUCUCUUGUCCUUUACACUCUACUUUUCCACAAUAAAAGUUUUGGAGAGAAUCCUUUCGUUGCAUACAUUGGCCAUGGCGUGUUGAUGAUGGUUGCUGGUAUGGUGGCACACUUCGUUGGAAACCAUCUGGGCAGACGACUUACGCAGUGCCUGGUAUUACUGGUUGGCGCCCUUAUUUCUUUCAUUCUCGUGGCGCUGACAACAGGUACUGAACUGCUAUGA